Molecule: messenger RNA, 1128 nt
Organism: Echinostoma caproni
Lineage: Eukaryota; Metazoa; Platyhelminthes; Trematoda; Plagiorchiida; Echinostomatidae
Source: the annotation of a GenBank genome assembly
AUGAAGUAUAUAGCCUCACCUUCGCCGUCUUCAGCUGGCAGCCCGAGCGCAAGUAACGUAUCCAACACUAAAUUGUCCGGUGCAUCCUCCAAUCCGAACACUGCACCGAAGGCGAGCACAAGUUCCUCUAAGUCCGAUCCACCACCGACUGUAGCGGCCGGUUCCAAAUCAAGCUCGAAACCAAACACUGCAAAUAAACCGUCUACAUGUGAUGCGUCAACUUCCGGUCAAGAUUCGAAACCUGAGAAUACCGGUUCGCGUCGUGGUCCCCUAACCGGUGUGGUUUUCUCUCUAAGUGGUUACCAAAAUCCAUUGCGUAGCGAAUUACGUAAGAAAGCGUUAGAUUUGGGUGCUCGAUUUCGCCAAGAUUGGGGAAAGGACUGUACACAUCUGAUCUGCGCCUUUGCCACUACUCCAAAAUUCAAGGAAGUUGUAGGCAAAGGGAUUAUUGUAUCAGAAAAGUGGAUUGAAAAAUGUUACGAUACAAAAUCCAAAGUUGACUGGCGCCCAUUUCGUGUUGGUCGUGCGCCUAGUCCACCAUCAUCAAGCAGUAGUAAAAAGGCGACUACAGAAGAAGAGAGAGAUUCUGACUCGAGUUCCGAGACCCCUGAAAUACCUCGUUCUCAAACAAAAUUAAAGCGACGCAGCCACGGAAAAUCAAACAACACUGACGACGAAUGGUUACCAGACGCAGAGGGGUCAGAUCCUGGAGAUUCCGAAGAAUCAGAUGAGGGGAGCGAUUACGAAGCGGAGGAGGAUGAGGAGGAGAACGAUUCGUCCGAAGAGGAGGAGGAGGAGGAUGAAGAGGAAGAAAAGAAGGGUAAACGUGGAAAACGCAAACGAAAGACAAAAUCUGGUGGAUCAAAAAAGAGUAAAGUUGUGCAUAAGAAUGCCACACCCAAUCCGUCGAGUAAUGUGAUGCAACCUUCCACUGUGGACAAAAGUGAAUCCGGUGAGGAUUCAGACACAGCAAAAUCAGAAUCAAAGGACACAAAUGGCUCCGACACCCGUGCCCUUGUCGAGUUACCCAAUCUGUUCGAGAACAAGCACUUCUUUGUGCACAACAAGGCAAUUCCCUUGGACGAAGAACGACUAGUACAACGAUUGAUUGUAGCGUUUGCCGGGUAA